Molecule: messenger RNA, 1462 nt
Organism: Leptonychotes weddellii (Weddell seal)
Lineage: Eukaryota; Metazoa; Chordata; Mammalia; Carnivora; Phocidae
Source: RefSeq, a predicted model, not a curated record
AUGGCCGUCUCUGCGGGAGCAAUCACGGACCAGCCCACAGAGGAGGGAAAGGAAGUAUGGGAUUAUGUGACCAUCCGCAAGGAUGCCCACAUGUUCUGGUGGCUCUAUUAUGCCACUAACCCUUGCAAGAACUUCUCAGAACUGCCCCUGGUCAUGUGGCUUCAGGGUGGUCCAGGCGGUUCCAGCACUGGAUUUGGAAACUUCAAGGAAAUAGGGCCUCUUGAUAGUGAUCUCAAACCACGAAGAAGUACCUGGCUCCAGUCAGCCAGUCUCCUAUUUGUGGAUAACCCUGUGGGCACUGGGUUCAGUUACGUGAACAAGAGUGAUGCAUAUGCCAAAGACCUCGCCACAGUGGCCUCAGACAUGAUGGUUCUCCUGAAGACUUUCUUUGAUUGCCACAAGGAAUUUCAGACGAUUCCAUUCUACAUUUUCUCAGAGUCCUACGGAGGCAAAAUGGCGGCUGGCAUUGGUCUAGAACUUUAUAAGGCCAUUCAGCAAGGGACCAUCCAGUGCAACUUCGCCGGCGUCGCUUUGGGUGACUCGUGGAUCUCCCCUGUUGGUAAGUACACAAUCCUCAGAUACUUCUUUACUCCUUUUCUCCAUCCUUGCCUGGGACUUUGGGCUGUGUGGUGCAGAUCAGAAAACAGGGAAACAGGAUUUUCUGGGUCCUUAGAGAUGUCAACACAAAAAGUGUUAACCCCAGAGGUGUCCAAGAAAUUUGGGGAUGAGAACUCAUUUAUAGAGCUCCCUACCUCUCUUCUCGACGACCAAGGCCUGGCAGAGGUGUCUCAGGUUGCAGAGGAUGUCCUGGAUGCCGUGAAUAAGGGGCUCUACAAAGAGGCCACCCAGCUGUGGGGGAAAGCAGAAAUGGUCAUUGAACAGAACACAGAUGGGGUGAACUUCUAUAACAUCUUAACUAAAAGCACUCCCACAUCUGCAGUGAAGUCAAGCCUUGAAUUCACCCAGAGCCCCCUAGUUCACCUUUACCAGCGCCACGUGAGACACCUACAGAAGGAUACCUUAAGUCAGCUCAUGAACGGUCCCAUCAGAAAGAAGCUCAGAAUUAUUCCUGAGGAUUGCUCCUGGGGAGGGCAGUCUGCCGAUGUCUUCCAGAACAUGGAGGGGGACUUCAUGAAGCCGGUCAUCAGCAUCGUGGACGAGCUGCUGGAAGCCGGGGUCAAUGUGACCAUUUAUAACGGACAGCUCGAUCUCAUCGUGGACACCAUAGGUCAGGAGGCCUGGGUGCGGAAACUGAAGUGGGCAGAGCUGCCCAAAUUCAACCAGCUGAAGUGGAAGGCUGUGUACAGUGACCCGAACUCUUCAGAAACGUCUGCUUUCAUCAAGUCCUACAAGAACCUGGCUUUCUACUGGAUCCUCAGAGCCGGGCACAUGGUGAGGCCGCGUCCCUCAGCCUUUGUGGUGGGCUCUUAGCUGCUCUGAGGGUGAAGCCAUGGGCAGGCAG